GAAGAAGUAGCUGCGCACCCUGACAUGCGCAGUAGCUUUAACAUAGAAUUAAACAUGGCGGCGGUGGCUGAGAAGUCCACGAAAGAGCGGUUGAUAUCUGUGUUAGAUGAUUUGGAGGUUUUAUCCCGGGAGCUGAUAGAGAUGUUGGCUCUGUCCAGAAGCCAGAAACUACCCCAACAAGGAGAGGACUCACAGAUCCUGGAGCUGCUUGUGCAGAGGGACAAGGAGUUCCAGGAACUGAUGGAGGUGGCCCAGCAGCAGGGGAAGGUUCAUCAGGAGAUGCAGCUGCUGGAGAAGGAGGUGGAGAAGAGAGACAGUGACAUUCAGCAGCUCCAAAAACAGCUGAAGGAGGCGGAACACAUCUUGGCCACUGCUGUUUACCAAGCAAAAGAGAAACUCAAAUCCAUUGACAAAGCCAGAAAAGGAAGCAUCUCAUCAGAGGAAAUCAUAAAGUACGCUCACAGAAUCAGUGCCAGUAACGCCGUGUGUGCCCCGCUCAACUGGGUGCCAGGUGAUCCACGCAGACCUUAUCCUACUGACCUGGAAAUGCGCAGUGGGAUGCUCGGCCACAUGGCUAACUUGCCAACCAAUGGGGUGAACGGGCAUCUGCCCGGUGACGCGCUGGCUGCUGGAAGGUUACCAGACAUCCUGACGCCCCACUAUCCCUGGCAGUCAUCAGAUGUCUCGGUGGGGAUGCUGCCUCCUCACCAUGGCAACGACUUUAGCCUGGAGCCCCCUGGUCACAACAAGGAGAAUGAAGAUGAUGUGGAGGUCAUGUCGACUGAUUCUUCCAGUAGCAGCAGCGACUCAGACUGAAAGAUGAGAGGCCUAACUGUGUGUGUGUGUUUGUGUGUGUGUGUGUGUGUGUGUGUGUGUGUGUGUGUGUGUGUGUGUGUGUCUGUUUAAAAGGUCACUGCAGAGCAACAUCUGAACACACAUCUUUACCUUUGACCAUGGUAACUUAACAUGAGACCUUCUACUCAAAUCCUUGUGUACAUUUAUGAAGAGAAUUGGUCUGUUUUGUUGAAGAUCUUGAGUCGGCUCAGACAUGUUGACGCCUGUUGUGCUGAGACGAUUUCCUCCCUGCUUAUCAGUAAUGCAAGAGAAUGAGUGAGUAUUUUGGAUGUUAUCAUCCUGAUAAUAGAAGGUCUCCUGUGCAUGAACAAAGAAAUCAGGCUCUGCAUCCCUUUAUACAACCAGGACUCCUGUUGACAGCUUCUCUAAACUCAAACUCAAAAUUUUUCAGAGUUUCUAGAAUCAGCAUUGGGAAAAGAAAAGUGAAACCUUACAAGCUCAUCAUAACGUGAUUGUAACUGGGGCAUUUAUAACCAUGUAAGCACAUUUGAAAACCUUUGGCUAUUACUGAGCUAUUAAAUUUAAAUUUACCAUUCUGAGCCAUUAAAUGGUAGCUUUUAGUUUUCUUUCUGGACUCUUGAAAAGAAUCCGCUUUCAGCCUCAUCGCCCCUGCUAUAUUUGUCUGCCAAAACAACAUUAGCUUCAUGAUUCAGUUCUCUGAAUCUCAUUCAGAUCAAUGUUGUUUUAGUUCAUUCACCUGUGAUACAGCGUGGUGUUGCAGGGUUGUCACUGUCAUUCUCAAAUCAGUCUUAAAUAUGAAGCAAAUAAGCAAGAAACUCAAUUUAUCAAUGUGUUGGCAACAAUUUAAAUCAAUAAUCUGUGUUUUCAUAAGGUUGAUAUUGUCUGAUAAUUUAUGUCAAAAUCCAUCAUAUCCCUCGGAGAACCUACAGAUCAGAUCUCUGCUCUUCAGUGACCCAUGUUUGAAUCAGUGUCUGAUUUAAUGAGUCAUAAAACUAGCAUUUAUAGUCUAGUGUCAGUAGCUGUGUAACCGAGUUGGUCAAAAACUGUAAAUAAGUUUGUAUAUACUUUGUAAAUAAACACUUUUGAAUUGA
Molecule: messenger RNA, 1907 nt
Organism: Melanotaenia boesemani (Boeseman's rainbowfish)
Lineage: Eukaryota; Metazoa; Chordata; Actinopteri; Atheriniformes; Melanotaeniidae
Gene: med4
Product: mediator complex subunit 4
Exons: 7
Coding region: 25-816 (263 amino acids)
Biological process (GO): regulation of transcription by RNA polymerase II
Cellular component (GO): core mediator complex; mediator complex
Molecular function (GO): transcription coregulator activity
Source: RefSeq, a predicted model, not a curated record